Messenger RNA from Otolemur garnettii (small-eared galago), 1824 nucleotides. It is a transcript of the gene RBPMS2, whose product is annotated as RNA binding protein, mRNA processing factor 2. Gene Ontology annotation, molecular function: mRNA binding; protein homodimerization activity. NCBI's taxonomy places the organism in Eukaryota, Metazoa, Chordata, Mammalia, Primates, Galagidae. The record is from RefSeq and is a predicted model, not a curated record. Gene Ontology annotation, cellular component: cytoplasm. Gene Ontology annotation, biological process: negative regulation of smooth muscle cell differentiation. The transcript is spliced from 8 exons. Bases 119 to 697 code for a protein of 192 amino acids.
GCUUUGAUCCCAGCGUAAAACCCAGGUGCAGGGCGCCUGGCGGUAGAUCACACUUGGUGUGGCCUGACCUCGGCCCAGGUGCAGCGGGAGUUUCCUCACUUCUCGGCAGUGGUUUCUCAUGGCCGGAUGGCACCUCCUGGCUAGGAUCCCUAAGGUCCGGACGCUGUUUGUCAGUGGUCUCCCUGUGGACAUUAAACCCAGAGAACUCUACCUGCUCUUCCGGCCAUUCAAGGGAUAUGAAGGGUCCCUGAUCAAGCUCACUGCGAGACAGCCUGUUGGUUUUGUGAUCUUUGACAGCCGGGCGGGAGCAGAAGCAGCCAAGAAUGCAUUGAAUGGUAUUCGCUUUGAUCCUGAGAACCCGCAGACCCUGAGGCUAGAGUUUGCCAAAGCCAACACCAAGAUGGCCAAGAGCAAGCUGAUAGCAACACCAAAUCCCAGCAAUGUGCACCCUGCCCUAGGAGCACACUUCAUCGCACGGGACCCCUGUGACCUGAUGGGGGCUGCUCUGAUCCCUGCAUCCCCAGAGACCUGGGCCCCCUACCCUCUGUAUACUACAGAGCUGACCCCAGCCAUCUCCCAUGCUGCAUUUACCUACCCAGCUGCCACUGCUGCUGCUGCCGCCCUUCAUGCUCAGGUGCGCUGGUACCCUUCCUCUGACACCACCCAGCAAGGAUGGAAGUACCGGCAGUUUUGUUAGUUCUCCAGUCUUGUCACCGGGUAGUUGGUUCUGGAACCUGUCUAAUGGUGCCAGAAUAGGUGCCCUGAGAUUCCACUGCCCCCAGGCAGCCCGUGCAGAGCUGCUACUGCCCUCCAGACUGUGAAUCUGAAGCCUGACUCAGUGGACUGCUUCCUAUUUCCCUUCCCUCUUCCUUAGCCCUGUGCCCUGUUCUGUCCCCAAGGCCUCCCAGGAGGAUUUGGGGGAUGACCUUCCUGUUGGGGCACCCAGAUCCAGCUCGGACGCCUCACUGGGACCCAGAAGGCCUGACCUCGGGCGCAAACUUGCUUCUGUAGCUCCACCUCAAGGAAACAAGGCGUUUAAUUUUGCAUGUUUCUGGCAUGGAUUAAGACACUUAAACUUGUGUAUAUGUGAGUGUACAGUUUGUUCUCCCACUGUGUCACCAUAGCAACAGGUCCUGGCCACCAGUGCUUCAUCCUGCCUGGUCCCUCUCCACCCCACCCCUGCACCCACCCACUUGGGGCCUGAGUCCUCCUUCCCUGAUGGCCCAGCAUCCCCACCACCCACACACCAUUCCAGGCUUCACCACCGCCCAACAGAUAUGUUUGCUUUCUCAUUUUAAAUCAGGGUCCUCCACAUCCUUCUCAGAUGGGCCAGUGAUCGUAAGAAAGCCCUUGCUCUGCCCACGUCGCUUACCUCUCCAUUGCACACCCUGCCUGGUGCUGCUCCUUGUUCUUUCCAAACCUUGAAACCAACCAAAACCGUGAGAAGUAUUUUUGUACCCUGUGUAACAAAAUAUUUAUGCAUCAUAAAGGAUUUUUCAUGUGUGUACCAUUAAUUAUUAAAGAGACUUUGUUCGCCCUGUCAGAUAAGUUUAAUGUUUAGUUUGAGGCACGAAGAAGAAAAGGGUUUCCAUUCUUCAGCAAUAAGAGUUUGUGUCAGGCAUUCGUUUAAGGAAACUGAAGGAGAAAUUGUGCAAUUUUCUUUUGUUUUGUGAGCAUAUCAGUGCUUUACCUUUAGCCGCAGCUAUGACUGUCUUGCCAUUUCAGACUUGGGAGACUAGGUGGCUGUCGUAAUUGCUGAUCCUGUGAGAAUGUGAAACUGGAUAAUAUAUGAAAUGCAAAAUAAAAAAAAAAAAGUCAAAAUGA